AACAUAUAACCAUACAUUUGACGACAACAACAACAAGGAAUGUGUGUUUGUGUGUAGAGUGGUUACAAUGGCAGUGCAGUAUGAGUGCUGUGAUGUGGAGUUUUCAAAACGCGUAUUGAUAAUUGUGCUGCUCGUGAUAUUCGCUGGAUUGAUGUCAGGGCUCACUUUAGGCCUCAUGUCAUUGAGUCUCGUUGAUCUUGAGGUCCUUGCAAAGUCUGGAACCCCUCACGAUCGCAACAAUGCUGCAAGGAUAUUGCCUGUUGUCAGGAAUCAACAUUUGUUGCUUUGCACACUCCUAAUUUGCAAUGCGGUAGCCAUGGAGGCCCUUCCAGUUUUUCUGGAUAGUCUUGUUGUUUGGUGGGGUGCUAUACUGAUUGCGGUGACAUUAAUCCUUCUGUUCGGUGAGAUUAUACCUCAAUCAAUUUGUUCUCGCCAUGGUUUAGCAAUUGGUGCAACAGUGGCUCCAGCUGUUCGAGUUCUUGUAUGGAUAUGUUUUCCUGUUGCUUAUCCAAUUAGUAAGUUGCUGGACUUUUUGCUGGGGCAUCGACAUGAAGCCCUUUUCCACAGAGCUGAGUUGAAGACACUUGUAAAUCUGCAUGGCCAUGAGGCUGGAAAAGGUGGGGAACUGACACAUCAUGAAACAACGAUCAUUGCUGGAGCACUGGAACUCUCUGAGAAGAUAGCCAGUGAUGUCAUGACUCUCAUAACCGAAACAUUUUGUGUUGACAUUAAUUUAAAGCUUGACAGGUAUCUGAUGAAUCUGAUAAUGGAGAAUGGGCAUAGCAGAGUCCCAGUCUAUUAUGAGCAGCCCACUAAUAUUAUUGGACUUAUCCUGGUCAAGAAUUUAUUGACAAUUGACCCAGAAGAUGAAGCACCAGUGAAAAGUGUGACCUUGCGAAGAAUUCCAAGGGUUCCAGAAUCGAUGCCACUGUAUGAUAUUUUGAAUGAGUUCCAAAAGGGUCAUAGCCACAUGGCCGUCGUCGUU
Messenger RNA from Vigna umbellata (rice bean), 985 nucleotides. NCBI's taxonomy places the organism in Eukaryota, Viridiplantae, Streptophyta, Magnoliopsida, Fabales, Fabaceae. The record is from RefSeq and is a predicted model, not a curated record.